ACUGCCCCUGUUAAGCCAGGAAGUGGGCCAAUGCUUUAGUUAGACGGAUGGUUGCAGGGAGUCGGGGACUAAAAGAGGACCACAUAAUGUGUAAGGACCUUUCAGACCUUCAAGGCUUGUGUUUGGCCCUUGAAACGACAACUACAGCAUACUGUCUCAAUGACCAAACCUAGCCAGCAUGCAUGGUUGAGUCCUUUACUGAUAAAAUAUCAUACAGUACAUUUAUAUGAAUUACUGUCGAAGGAAUUAUUUUGUUGAAAAACUAUAUUUUUGUAUUUUAGUCCCAAAAUCUUUUGCAUGUCAGCGGUGAAGCGAAUUGUCAGUUGCCACAUCAUGAUGAUGAUGCGUUUUGAGACAGUUUGCUACAGCAGGAACAUAAUCCUGCAGCAACAGGAAAUGUGAAUGAUUAUGUGGAUUUCAUACAUUUUCCGUAAGGGAAAAUCAAGUCUGAAAUUUCUGUCUGAAAAGUGGAAAUUACAAACAUCAGAAGCAUUUUUAAAACUUCAAAUGAACUACAAGUUGUAUAUUUCCUGUAGGAAAGUUCUCUUGCAACAGGGUGAUCAGAUUAAGAUCUUACAUCUGUAUCCUGUCCACCACAAUAAGUUGCCAUCAAAUACAGGGGAAAGGAAUCAAGUUUCCAGAAACAAAGUCUUCCUGACUGGGCUAAUGUGCCCUCUUCCCUCUGUGUGGACAGCCAGUGCUAUCUUUAUGCUGCUAAGGGCACCUUUCUCCAGCACACUGUCAACAAUAGAGGCCUUCAUGUUGUUGAUGCUCUAUUUGAUGGUUGUAACUUAUCACUGUUCAAAAUAGCUUUUCACACCAAGAGUGCAGUGAGAGUGCAGUCACCAAUGUGCAGUGAGAGGUAAAAAUGGGAUUAGGAGUGAGUGAAACUCAAGCCUAGACGUUUGGUGAGUAUUAUAGCAACACAAGGUGUCAGUGGUCUGUGUUGAAACAGGUAGAAUAAUGCAGACAUUUAAUGAAGUGAUAAAGCCAGAGAAGUCUGUGUUUGGAGGAUAUAUUGGCAUGGGCAAAGUUGGCAAACCGUGCUAAUAUAUCCUCCAAACACCGGCUUCGAGGGCAUUAUUGCUUAUUUAAAUAUACAACGGGUUAAAGAACAUAUUCAAAUAAUGAUUGACAUAUUUUCAUUAAAAAAAAUAUUCUGAUGUAUUUAUUCAUAUUCACAUAAUAACACAUGCUAUUUAAAAUAUUACACAACUCUUCAGUGUCCUUAUUCAUUUAUCAGGAAAAUAUUUUGUUUUCUAAUAGCUGUACUCAUAUUUACUCUGUUGGGGAAAACAUACUUACUGAUAUGAUGUUAUUUUGGUAUCUUUUGGGGGUUACUGCCAUCCGAGGCCCUUACAUCAGUAUAUUAUGACUGAAUUCAAAUUUGGCAAAAAUACAGGCCAUUUUGACCUGUUAUUUAGUUGUUAAAACUACUUGGGGUUGGAGGAGGGGUGAGAAGCUCGCUCAUCCUCUCUCUUCUGUGAGACUCAGAGCAUGUGAUGAACAACCGACUUCUUCAGGCCAUUCGCAGAUGUGUUGCCUCAACUCCAGGGAAUUAACAGCUGACCUCACAGCUGUCUGCUCUGCGCCGGGCGUAAAGGGACCAUCUCUGUGUUGCUGUAGAGUACUGGUUCAUAUUCUCCAUAACCAUGGACCUGACCGCGCUUUCAGACGACGAGGCCAAGCACGUCUGGGAGGUCAUACAGAGAGACUUCACCCUCAGGAAGAUAGAAGAAGAGAGACUGGGGGACCUAAAGACUAAGAUAGAGAAGGAGGACACUAAGAUUGAGCUGCUGGGUACUCAGACCACCCUGGUAGACUCUCACUGUAUCCGCUGUCUGCAGCCCUUUAAGUUCCUGGUCAACAGUAAGCGACAGUGCAUAGACUGUAAGAUGUACACCUGCAAGGCAUGCAGCCGCUACAACAAGAAGGAUCACGGCUGGGUGUGCGACCCCUGUCGUAUGACAAGGGUCCUGAAAAUUGGAACAGUGGGAUGGUACCAUGACAACGUGCGCACCCGUUUCAAGCGCUUCGGCAGUGCCAAGGUGAUGAAGUCUCUUUACAAGCGACUCAAUGGAGAGGGCGCCCGUCGUGACAGUGACACACAAAGCAUGCCUGAUUUCCGCAAUGACAGGUACAAUGGUCAUGAUGAGGACUAUGCAGAAGCAGAAGCUCAGCGAUACAAAAUGAUGCGAAAGAACAAGCGCCUGCUCUCUGUUCAUCCCAUGGACUUGGAUGUGGAUAUAGAAGAGUAUUUUCCACCCCACUCUCGCACUCACUCUCGUCGACAAUCCUACCAGCAGAUCCAGGAGGAGCGAGGUGGUGGUCACCGGGGUGACAUGGAGUUCAUGGAUUCCAUGCAGCAACAACAACACCGCAUGAACCGUAGGAAGAGCCUGGAUAGGUACAACAUGCGCCCUGACGAUGGGCAGUAUGGGAUGGUGCGUGCCCGCUCCCUAUCCAAGAUCAGCUCCUCUAUGAACCGCCAACACUAUGUGGACACGUCAGAAGAGGAGGAGGGAGGGCGCAACACCAUGUACCAGACCCCCUAUCGCCGACGCCCUUCCUACAGCCGAGUUGGCUCUCACGAGAACCUGCAGGCCCCAACACAACAACCGGUCAACGCGCUAAACAAGCGAAUGUCAGCCAUAGAGAGUCUCCUGAACCGGCUGGAGUCCAAGAUGACUCUACCCCCCGACGAUGAGGAGACGCCCCCGACCGCUGCACAGAUAGAGGAGGAGAAGCUGAGGAGGAAGCUGAGCGAGCUGGCAGGGAACAUCAGUGUUCCGUCCUCCGACGAGGAAGCAGGAGGGGGGAAGAAGACCCCUUUAUUAAAGAGGGCCGCUGUGAAGAGUAACCUCCCAGUCCUCCCCCUAGAGCCCCUCAGUUCCUCCAGCGAUGAGGGGCCCACCGAGGCUCAGCAGAGAUCCACCGCGGCGGCCCUCUGUGACAUCACCAAAGAGUUUCUAAGAACCAUUAAUGCCGCUGAAAGCGCCAUGAACGAGUACUUCCCCUCAAUAACGUCUAAUGACAGCCCUAUGAUAACUGACGUGGCUGACGUAAGGAAAGCAGCUGAGUCUUACAGAGAACUUGAGGAAAAUGUGUACAUGACCUCAGGGAAGUCCUUUGAUCUGGAGAAGAAGCUGAGGCAUCUGGAGCAGAGUGCCAAGAACCGCUUCGGAGGGGCCACAGACUCGGAGCUGUCUGACCUGGAGGACGUGGUGGCUCUGACUGCACAUCGGGUCCAGAGCACUGAGAGUGAGGUGUCUGAUUUGGAGAACAAACUUGCUGCUCUAAGGGCCUCAGGGAAGAAAAAGAUAUCAGGUUCACAGAACAGGAAAAGGUUUAACCAAGACUUCCCCACAAAACCCAGCAACGGCUCAGGAUCCCUACGGAAAUCCAAUCACAUGUAGAAUGACUGUACGACGAAUACGCCCAAUGAAACUGUCUGUAUUGUCUUAGUUACUGAAAUAUACCUUCAACCUUAUCUGUCACUGAUCCACUGUAUAUCUGAUGUAAAUCUCAUAUUCACAUUGUUACAGUAUGUUAAUGGUAUAACCACACCCACAAUGCACAGUAGUUCUGUGCUGUAAAAGCAGGCUACACCAUAGCUGUGUUCAAUGCAAAAACAACCCUGGUUUACUGCCUGAAAGUCAUACGCAUUAUAAAGUAUCCUCUCAGUCUCAAUGUCUCUGAUGUCUAAACUCAUGAAAUGCUCUGAUGUGAUUGGUCAAAAGGGCAAUUUGUGGGGAAAAGAUAUCAGAAUUGGGCUUCCUGCUGCAAAACAGUCUAAGUUUCCUGAUUUAAAAGAUGAAUCUGUGCCAUAUAGGCUACCAAUAUUCAAGCAGAGGCCAAGGUGACUUUCUGUGUUAAAAUGGAGUUUGAUUAGUGAACACUGGUAAAGUGGUAGUUACUGUAGACUAUCAUGACCUAGUCUAAUAAUGACCUUUUGGGUUGCAUGGGAUUCUGGGAAACAAGCACCACGACUUACUAUCUUACAUCACCAACUGUGUUACAUUCAAAUAACAGAGUGUCUGUUACAUAUUGUCUUAGUACAUAUCUUUCUGAAAAAGUGAAAUGUUGUCUUGACACUGACCAGACAAAUAUGAUAUGAAAUAACAAGUUAUCUAGUCUGGAUAAUGAUCUCUGUUUUCUCUCAAUUCAUAUAAAAAAAUAUGUCUGAAACCGUUUUCAAGACAAUUAUAAAUAUUGCAGUAGGAUGAAUAUAUAUAUAUAUAUACUGUAUCAUUUGAAAAGCUGCAGUGCGUUGUGUUGUCACUGGGCUUCUGCUUCUAAUAAAUUGUAU
Messenger RNA from Oncorhynchus gorbuscha (pink salmon), 4309 nucleotides. Its product is annotated as melanophilin-like. The coding region runs from base 1653 to 3416 and encodes 587 amino acids. Gene Ontology annotation, molecular function: small GTPase binding; actin binding; myosin binding. Gene Ontology annotation, cellular component: cortical actin cytoskeleton. The record is from RefSeq and is a predicted model, not a curated record. The transcript has 16 exons. Gene Ontology annotation, biological process: intracellular protein transport. NCBI's taxonomy places the organism in Eukaryota, Metazoa, Chordata, Actinopteri, Salmoniformes, Salmonidae.